This is a messenger RNA of Effrenium voratum, 1680 nucleotides long. Lineage: Eukaryota; Dinophyceae; Suessiales; Symbiodiniaceae. The record is from the annotation of a GenBank genome assembly.
AUGGGGGCGAAGGUGAGCAAAGCCUGCGGCGCGUUGAGCGGACGCGAGGGUCCCAGCGACGACUGCGGCGAGCGGCGGCACUCGCAGCCCGGGACGGCGGCGCUGCACCAUGCGGCCACGGUGCCCGUGGCCGGCGCCGGCCGGAGGCAAGAGUCCUUGGAGUGGCUGAACGACCUGGUGGCCACGCUUUGGCCCAAGGUGGACCUGGCCGUCCAGAAGAUCGUCCAAGAGCAGGUGACUCCUCAGCUGCAGGCGAGCAUGCCGGGGCCUCUCAAAGGCACCCACUUCAAGAAGUUCACCUUGGGCACGGUGACGCCGCGCCUGGGCCCCAUCGAGCUGGUGAAGCGGGAGGACGGGCUGAAGCUGGUGCUGGGCGUGGACUACCAGUCCGACGUGGACAUCGAGAUCGCCGCCGUGGUGGCCUCCAUCGGCAUCAAGUCCAUCGCCCUGAAGGGCCAGCUGAUGAUCCACUUGGGUCCUCUCAUCGAGGAGAGCCCGGUGGUGGGAGGUAUGACGGCCUACUUCGUGGACCCCCCGGACCUGAGCCUCAAGUUCACCGGCAUCGGCCAGGUGGCCCAGUUCCCCGGCAUCGCCGGGAUGAUCCGCGGGCAGAUCAGCGCGGCCAUCAGCAACGCGGUGGUGCUGCCCAACGUGGUCGCGGUGCCGCUGGGCACCCCGGAGCAGGGCGUGGACCUGGCGCGGCUGAAGAAGCCCACGCCCCUGGCGGUGCUCAGAGCGACGGCGCUGCGGGGCAAGGAGCUGGCGGCGCUGGAUUGGAACGUCAUGAGCAAGGCCACCAGCGACCCCUACGUGGUGAUCUCUGUGGCCAACGACAAGUUUCAGAGCAGCACCAUCAAGGCCAACUGCAACCCGGAGUGGACCGCCGACAACACCCACGACUUUGUGGUGUUUGACAGCGACCAGCACGUGUGGAUCGAGGUCUUCGAUGAGGACAAGAUGAGCAGCUCGGACUUCAUCGGCAAGGCCCCGAAGCUGAAAGCCUCCUCCGCCAAGGAGCGCCAGGGCCUUCGGAGUCUGCAGCUCUCAAACCCGGACAAGCCAGAGCAGAACUGCGGCACUCUGGAGAUGGAUUUCCAGUGGCUCAGUUUGCUGCCCUUCGCUCCCGCGGAGGCGACGGGCUGCGUGGUGAGUGUGGAGGUGCGGUCGCUGACGCUGGGGCCGCUGGGGGGCAAGGGCAACGCGGGGGUGGAGAGCGCGGCGGUAAAGCUGACGCUGUGCGGCCAGGAGAAGUGCACGCCAGUCACGGCGCCCCCGGCGCCGGCGCCAUCCUCCCACUCAGUGGCCGAGACGCUGAUGGAAGUGGCCAAGCGUUGCAAGGCGAGGGGCCUGGAUCAGGAUGCGAUCGCCGAAAUCUCGGGCCUCCCCAAGGAGGAUCUGGAAAAGGCCCUGGAGGCGGGAGACGCCUCCGCCCUCGCGAGCCGCGAGCUGCCGAUCCACACGGCCUUCUACUUCUCGGUGCCCCGCACGGAGCUGGAGGCCCAGGAGCUGGCCAUCUCCGCGGCGGACAAGGAAGAGAAGGUCUUUGCCACCGCGACUUUGAAGCUGGCGGAGCUGGUGGCAGGCAAGGCCCAGCACCUGGACAAGCUGCAGCUGGCAGGAGGUGGCCAGCUGGACACAGACAUCGAGAUCUCCAUCUUCAGCUUGAGCCCACAGAAAUGA